AUGGCCGCGUUCAGUAUUCCCGGGGCUGGCACAACGCGGCUGCAUCUCCCGACACUGCUACUGUUGCUAGGGUCGCUUCUUGCAUGUGGUCUAGUAGUGCCUGCAGUAGGGCAAGCUGCCGGGAAAUUAACUUCAGAAACCUACGACACGCCGGCCGACUAUAUCUGCGCUGACCAGACACUGACGACGCUAUGUCGCAUUAUCCGGGCUGCUGGUGAAGGCGAAGGCGCCGCGGCACUCAAGAGUGGCACAACAAUUGAGACUGUUUUUGCGCCCACAAACGACGCCUUCGACAAGGAUUCCAAGAGCGUAGCAUUAAAACUCCAGCUGAAGGACUUUGCCGACAUAUUCACCACCUCGACCGCUGCGGACCGCCUGCUGCGAGGGCUGAUUGUGCCCAACCAGGUAUAUGAAAAAGACUUCGGUCGAACCGGAUGA
Molecule: messenger RNA, 438 nt
Organism: Volvox carteri f. nagariensis
Lineage: Eukaryota; Viridiplantae; Chlorophyta; Chlorophyceae; Chlamydomonadales; Volvocaceae
Exons: 2
Coding region: 1-438 (145 amino acids)
Source: RefSeq, a predicted model, not a curated record